UCCCUCGGCACCUGAGGAGACGGUACCGGCGGUGUGGCGAGGAGAAGGCGGAGUCGGCGUGAGGGGAGGCGGAGGGAAGGAAGAGGCGGAGGACGAGGAUGGUCCCCGCGGUGGGGCCGCAGCCGCUCAGCCCGCCCGGCGCUCCGGCGGAUUGUGAAGUAUGGUUUGAGAAACAUCAACACAGUAGAAGCUGGAGUACUAUUGCAGUCUUGUAAACAGCCACUCACCAGUGAUCCUCAUCUCUCAAACUAUGCCAGAGAUGACAGAGAAGGCUCCUCUUAAGAAACAACACCGAAAGAAAAACCGUGAGACUCACAAUGCAGUGGAGAGGCAUCGAAAGAAGAAAAUCAAUGCUGGAAUAAACCGAAUUGGUGAACUAAUUCCAUGCUCCCCAGCACUGAAACAGAGUAAGAACAUGAUCCUUGACCAGGCAUAUCAAUAUAUAACAGAAAUGAAAAGGCAAAACGAUGAGCUCCUGCUGAAUGGAGGAAACAAUGAGCAAGCUGAAGAAAUAAAAAAGCUCCGGAAGCAGUUGGAUGAACUUCAGAAGGAAAAUGGGCGCUACAUUGCAUUAUUGAAAGCCAACGACAUUUGCCUUUAUGAUGACCCCACUGUCCACUGGAAACGGAACCUCAAGCACGCAAAAGUUUCUGUUGUUAUCCCCAAUGAUCAGGAGCAAAAGAAGAAAGGGAACCUGAAAAAUGCAAAAGUGUCUGUUGUUAUCCCCAGCGACCAGCUGCAAAAGAACAUCAUUGUAUAUUCCAACGGCAGUCAGCUUGGUGGAAGCAACCAGGGGGCAUCAGUCCAAGGAAUAACCUUUAAUAUCAGUCAUAAUUUACAGAAGCAGACUGCUAAUGUUGUUCCUGUCCAGAGGACUUGCAACCUAGUCACUCCUGUGACCAUUUCUAGUAUCUAUUCCACAGAAAUCAAAUCAGGGCUUCAGACUUCAGUUCCUCCACUGGUAUCAGGCCCGUCAAAUCCAGCCAAGAAAAUUAUUGAGCACUCUACCUCUGAGAAUGAGCAAGGCCUACCUACUAGUUCUAGUGCUGACAGCUCCCUGAAUCCCUUGCAGCUAGUGAGGCUACAGCCUGAAAUGCAGAGUUCUCCACAAGAUGAAGAUGACAUCUCCAAAUCUAAAAAUAAACCAGAGACUUUCAAGUUAAUUGAGAAAGCGGGUUUGCCUAGCAACAGCCUUCCUGUCAACGCUAGUGUAGACAGAUCUCUGGCUCCGCUGGCAGACAUGCCCCCUAAAGAGGAUCCAAGAAAUGGAUCCCUAGAAAGCUGUGUGGUUUCUGCAGCUGACACCACUUGUACUCCAUCUGUGAUGCUCUCCAUUGAUGGAAAGCCGUCUGCAGGAAGCAUCUUCAAAAGCAGCGGAGGGCCAGCAGCGUCUGCUGUAGAAAUCCAGAAGGCUGUAACAGAAAUUAACACUUUGCCUGCUGCUUCUAUAGAUAAGUGGCCUUUUCCCAGUUCUUCAGCUGCUGGCACUUCAAAUUCCAAAACCGUGGGUAGCCUGACGCGAAUGACUUCUGCUGGAAACACCCAGACUACUUGGACUACUUUGCAACUAGCAGGGAAUACUGUUCAGCCUCUAAACCGUACUCUGUCCAGCAUAAACGCAGCCCUCUUAAAUCAGCCAGUUAACAAUGCUAGCAUUACAGCAUCCACUCCUAACAGGAUUUUGGCAACUGCUCCCAGUUUAAAUAAUCCUCUACCUGCUGGUGAACAAACAGCUGAGCAAAUCAUGGUUACUUUGCCAUCUUACCCAUCCUUACCUAUGCAGCCGCUAGUCACUAAGACGCAGGUUCUAGCACAACCUGCAAACGGCCUCCUUCCAUUGAAUCCACCGAUGCAGCUGAUUCAGGUGCCCCAGCCAGUAGGUCCAUCUGUCACUGCACCACCUGCUAAACAAAAUGUAGUCAUUUUACAGCCUUCAAAUGCCAGUGCAGGUCCACCAGUGUUGAGAACUGAAAUCCCCAACCAAACUGUUAGCCAGCAGAUUGUAAUUAUACAGACCGCUAACCCAAAUCCUCUCUCCCUUUUCUCUGCUCCUCCUCCUCCUCCUCCUCCUCCUAUCAGAAUGCCUAUAAAUGGAGCCGCUCCCUCAGCAAGUGCUAGUAACCCUAUGCAAAAUGCCUCUGGCCCUCAUAUGUUUGGUGGGAAGCAUCUUGUCCAUAUUUUGCCAAGGCCAUCUUCUGCACCAUCUUCUGGCUCAACACAAACGUUUUCAGUUGCAAUGGCUAACCAACAUCUUCCGCAGACUAUUUCUUUAAAUGGGCAGCUGUUUGCAUUGAAGCCUGUGAAGUCCUGUUCUGGAGGUUCGGAUCAAACCCCUAUGCAAGUUAUUCAGCCUACCACCAGUGAAGAUCCAAAUACAAACGUUGCCCUCAAUACAUUUGGUGCUUUAGCUAGCCUCAAUCAAAGCAUAUCGCAGAUGGCUGGACAGAAUUGUCUGCAGGUGUCUACCAGUCAGCCUACAAAUCCAUCAACGGUCAGCAGCCAAACCACACCAAGUACCCAUGUUCUGCUGGCAGCUACAGCAGCAUCCUCUUCUGCUGCUGAGAAUGUAAUGUUAACCAGUGUUUCGUGCUCAGUGGGUGCUUCUCCCCCCAAAACCUCAUUUGGUCUGGCUUCAAAAUGGUCUAAUAAAAGUACUAAGAAAUGCUUGGUGGCCAGCAGCAAUCUUGCAUGUCGAGUGAAUUCUUGCAAAGAUUUGAAGAACCUUGAUAGUGGGGAUGUGGAGGCUACCCCUGAGCAUUCAGGAAGUGACAUCUUGCUUGAAAACAUGCCUGAUAAUGUGGUGUUGCAAAGCUUAGCCAUAUCACAAGCAAAUAGGGCAGCACCUAACGAUGUUGCCCAAAAUGAUGCUUCCAAUUCACAUCCCAAAGAGAGACUGAGAGCUGAACAAGACAUGGAAAGCACCCUGGCCUCUGACCUGAAUGCAGCUAUAGUGCCGAGAUCGUUGCCCCUCGAAUCAGCCUCCUCAGAACAGUUUGAAGUGGUUGCUCCCGUCUCCAGAGAGUGUGCAUCUCUGCCUCCUCAAACUAAUUCAGCAACAAAUUCUAAGUUAUCAGAAUCACCCAAAUGCAUCCCCACCAGCCCUUUAACAUCUUCUGACUCUCAGGUGACAGCUUCUCAUAUUUCUGGGACAUCUGUGGCAAACAGUGGGGUGAGUGCAGAGGGUGUUCCCAGAACAGAGGUGUCUGAAAUCUGCACAAUGGAACAAAAUUGUUCCAUAGUCAUGCAGGCCAGUGAUUUGUUAGAAGAGCAAGGCCUGACCAAGAUUUUCUCUGAUUUCAGUAAAGUGGGAGAAGCUGUGGAAAAAAACUUCUCGGUCCAAGUUGAACACCCUAAUUUUCGCACCCAAAACACUAAAUCAAUUAUAGACUCGAAUGACUUGGCAGAGAAGCAGGAGGGGCUCUUGCUGGUGAACACUGAAGAGGAAAACCUUGCACAGUCUCAUUCCUGUACCUCUGAACAAGAAACAGUCACUGCUAACAGACAAGCAGACUCUCCCAUGUCAACUAGCUCAGGCAGCAGUUGUGGAUUCUCAGUUGCAUCCAUGUUGCCAGACACAUGCAGGGAAAAUGUUCCCAACAACACUUCAGUGAAUACAUGCAACAGCUGUAACUUUUCAGAGCAAACGGAUAUUGUAGCUUUGGCAGCAAAAGCCAUUUUUGACCAAGAGGCCCAUGCAAAAGCAGCCGUGUCGGGAGCUGCUGUUUCCAAGGAUGAUGAAGUGGCAUCUCUAAGAAGAGACCAGUCUCUUAAGUCUCACACCAUUAAAGAGGCAGACCAGAUAGAAACAGUGCCAGGAAAUUUCAGCACCCAGAAUGCAGUGAAAAUAAACGUUGAUCGGUCAGUCGAGAAACAAAGCUGUUCCGUUGGAGUGGAAGUGUCCCGUGUAACCUUGCAAAUUCCAGCCUCCCAGUCUUCAAGCACAUCAAGCUUAAGUGUCAAUAAUCUCAUCCAUCAAAGCUGCAUCAUCCACCCUGUUGUGAGCUGCUCAGCUUUACCCCCAACUUCAGACCAAUCAGCUGUUCCUGUGACUAUGACUCCAUCCAUGCCCACUAAUCCCUAUAUGACUCAGUCUCCAGGACAUUCUCCAGUGCUAAUGACAGAUUAUGCUUCAGAGCAACUGUCUGCUGUUCGGACCAGCACCAUGCAGGCUUCUCAGAUGCAUGAGCCACACUUAAAGCAGCAAAGCCAGGAGAGCCGCAAAGACUCUGUCAAACGUUCUCUUCCAGAUGAUCACCUGCUUUCCACGCCGAAGAGACAGAAACACUGCCAGACGGCACCUAUGCAGCUUGAAGGGAUGGCUUUACUGAACCAAACAGCUGACGAUAUUUCAGAUCAAAGUCGAAUCCUUGUCAACCAGAUCCCCUCCAACUCCUCCAAUAUGGCAGUAUCAGGGAGCAGUCAAGGGCACACGGAUAGUCUUAGCCGGCUGUUCCCAACCAGCAAUUUUGUGCCACCUGCUCUGAGGCAAGCUGAAAUCCAGUGUAAUUCUCAGCCUUCUGUCCCGGAUCAGUCAGGACAGCACCUGCAACCUAUUCAACAUGCUCCCACUCAAGGAAUGACCCACCUUCAUAGCAAUCCGUAUAUAAAGCAGCAGCAGCAACAACAACAGGCUGGACAGUUAAGAGAAAGACAUCAGUUGUAUCAACUCCAGCAUCACAUUUCUCAUGCAGAAAGCCCUAUCCAUUCGCAAGCCCUCAGCGUCCACCAGCAAAGAGUAAUGCAUCAGGAGGCACAAAUGCAGAAGAAGAGGACCCUCAUCCAAGCAGCCCAGCCCACCACACUUGCUCUGCAGCAGAAGCAUCAUGGGAACGACCAGUCGCGGUCAAAGAGCAGCCAGCCCCACCCCCAUCACCCACAGAUGCAGCAAAUGCAGCAGCACUAUCCAUCUUCUCAGCCCGAGAAGACAUGCGAGAACCCCACUGCAAACAGAACUCACCACAACCAUCCCCAGAGCCGUCUGAAUCAGGACAUUCUGCACCAGCAAGCACCAGAUGUGGGCAACAGACAGACAGGUUCUGGAGUUUCUUCUGAACACGUGCCAGGACAUGGCCAGAUGCAAAGACUUAUGACCUCCAGGGCUUUGGAGCAGCAAAUGGUGUCCCAGCCUAGUAUUGUCACCAGGUCAUCCGACAUGACCUGUGUCCCCCACAGACAAGAAAGAAACAGGGUUAGCAGCUACUCCGCAGAGGCACUUAUUGGAAAGACGCCCUCUAAUUCAGAGCAGAGACUAGGAAUAUCCAUUCAGAGCUUGAGGGCUUCAGAUAAUCUUGAAAUGAGAAAUUACCUUGAUGUGUCUAGGAAUAAAGGAUUGGUAAUCCAUAACAUGCAAGGACGCAUGUCAGUAGACCACACAGUUGGAGCAGAUGUUCAAAGACUUUCUGAGUGCCAGACAUUCAAGGCAAAUGGCACGAACCAGCAGUUUGAUGUGCAGUCCUCAAGGAACAGUGAAAUAGGGACCUCAAUGUCAUCCCUCAGAGGUAUGCAGACACAGGCUUUUCGAAUUGCCCAGAAUGCUGGACCACCCAUAGACAGACAGAAGAGGUUGCCCUAUCAGCCAGUUCAGGGCAUCUCAGCAGGAAAUGUUCUUCCUCCCCCAAGAGACAAUGAAAAUACCUGCCACCAAAGUUUUAUGCAGAGUUUACUUGUCCCUCAUCUUGGAGAGCAAGUCGGUGGAGGCCAAAGACCAAUUGCAGAGCACCAGAGAAAUCCACAGUGUGCCACUUCUUCUAUUGUUGAAUAUAAUUGCCCCCCAGCAAGAGACAGUAUUCACAUUCGAAGAGAAGGCGAUGGUCAGAACAGGGAAAGUUGCGAUAUGUCUCUUGGUGCUAUUAAUAAUAGGAACAAUACAUUAAAUAUUCCCUUUUCAAGUUCCUCUGGAGAUAUUCAGGGUCGCAAUACCAGCCCCAAUAUUUCUGUUCAGAAAUCCAACCCCAUGAGAAUGACAGAGAGUCAUGGAACCAAGGCUCACAUGAAUGCUCCAGUUUCUAGCAAUGUGCAUGGAGUCGUCCGACCUCCUCUCACCCACCCACCCGUCUCUCGGAACGCCGAGCAAGUCCCACCGUCAGUUCGUCAACCCAAUUCUUCAGUUACUCAGCGAUCAAGACACCCUCUCCAAGAUAACAGUGGUUCUAAAAUUCGCCAGCCUGAAAGAAAUCGUUCUGGAAAUCAAAGACACGGAAAUGUCUUUGAUCCUAGUCUUCCCCACCUUCCUUUGGCUGCCAGUGGUAGCAUGAUCCUUGGAAGGCAACAACCUGCUCUAGAAAAAAGAGGCAGUAUUGUGCGAUUCAUGCCUGAAGGACCACAAAUGACUAAUGACAGUGCAGCUCCUGAUCAGCACAGUCUGUCUCAAAAUUUUGGAUUCCCUUUUAUUCCAGAGGGUGGAAUGAAUCCCCCCAUAAAUGCCAACGCACCGUUCAUCCCACCAGUGACUCAGUCUAGUACUACUCGAACACCAGCCCUGAUUCCAGUAGAUCCUCAAAAUACGUUGCCAUCUUUUUAUCCGCCAUAUUCUCCUGCCCAUCCCACCCUUUCCAAUGACAUUUCAAUCCCUUAUUUUUCGAACCAGAUGUUUCCUAAUCCAAGCACAGAGAAGCCAAGCGGUGGAGGUUUAAACAAUCGCUUUGGCUCCAUCUUGUCUCCUCCCAGGCCAGUGGGCUUUGCCCAGCCAAGUUUCCCCCUUUUGACAGACAUGCCCCCAAUGCAUAUGGCCAAUUCAUCUCACUUGUCCAAUUUUAAUUUGACUUCUUUAUUCCCAGAGAUUGCUACAGCUCUUCCUCCAGAUGGUUCCGCAAUCUCGCCUCUGCUCUCCAUAGCGAACACAUCUGCUUCUGAUUCUUCCAAGCAGUCAUCAAACCGGCCUGCUCACAACAUAAGCCAUAUUCUAGGUCAUGAUUGCAGUUCGGCUGUAUGAAAUGUGGUGGCCAGGAGUUAGAAUGGUGAAUUGUUUUAUGUGCGUAGUAUGCAUAUUUGUGUAUAUACAUGCAUGUGUCCAUGUAUGCAUUUGGGAUUGCCAUCCUUGAAAAGACCACUCGAAGCAUCACUGUUUGUGGGGAGUAUAUAUACAAUAGCAGGUGCUUCUGUCUUUCUACAUACCCGUGUUGCUAAAGUAGCAGGUGCCUAUCUCAAUGCUUACUAGUAAGAGUAAGAAUCCAACACCUUGAUCUGUCUUAACAGAGUUCCAGAUCAUCACCCCCUGUGCCAAGAUGAGCCUAGUGCAAAAUUAAGCCCAGGGAAACUGAAGAGUUGCAUUUAUAGUUCUUGGUUUUUCUUUUUUGCCCAGGAAGUAGACAGGUGAGGGUCUCAAACACAUCUCAGAUUGGUACAAAGGUUUUGAGUCAAUGCACACUAGAUCACUUUUACUAUUUGUGUUGAAGUUUAUCAUAGACAUCUUUCAUAGGGCUGACUUCAUGUGAUGAAUUCUGACGGGCAUUUAAAGCUUAGUGCCAUGCCUAGCUUCUGAGGAACUGUAUUAACGUAUCGUGUAAUGGGAAAUACUGCCUCUCUUCUGAAACAUAUAGUUUAAUGCUCUCCUCCUGAGGCUUUUAUUUUUAGCAUUGUUUCUGCUAACAAUCCAUAGAAUUUUUUUAAAAACCAUUUAUGUUCAGUUCAGUUCAUGCAUGUUGAUUUCUCCCCCGCAGCUUGUAUGCUGUGAGUUUCUCAGGGUAUCCUUUUUAUGUCCUGCUUAUCACUUUUUUGAGGAGGGGAAUUCUCUCCAUUUUUACCAUUGUAAUGUUUUUCUUUCCUUUUCCCUCAGAUAACUCUGGUAACCUGAGAGCAUGUAAUAGGAACAAAUAUUGUUGGGUGAAACUGUAGGCAAAUACAACAUUAGUAUUAAGUGCUUAUUUAAAUGUAUUCGUUUGCACUUACAAAGCACCUUCUGUCCAGAAACGCUUUGCUGGGAACAGAAAGAGGAGCGUGUGAAGUUUUGAGCACUUAGCAAAAUGGGAUGGUCUUGAUGAGGCAAAGUUACAGGGGAGAAGCACUUGUCAGUAACUUAAUAGAUGAAAUGUGGCAAGUAACAGGUGAAUGGCUCAUUUUCUCUUGUAAUUGUUACAAAUCCUUUUUUUUUUUUUUGCACCCUUUUGGAUAGUUUAAAACAUACAGCAAUAUUGUUUCAAAGAGUCUUCCUCAGCUGAUGGUGGCCAGGCUAUGACCCUGGCAGUAAAAAAAAUUGGCCUGGAAUACUUCCUUGGUGAUUGCUAGCUUCUUUGUGGGACUUAAGGAGAAAAAACUUAGGCAAUUAGAUAGCCGGAAGAACCUUAGAGGUAGCAUAUAAAGGGAUCUUAGAAUGGGUAUAGUAUAUAGUCAUUGCUUAGUAAAUGUGCUGAAGUUACAGCGUGGGUCUGUCUCGGAAUAGCGAUUCCUCAGCAGCACCAGUUGCUUUGAGGGCCUCCUGUCUCAGAACAGGGGUCCUCAUGGGAAUUUUUAAUCUCCAGUGGGAAAUCUGAAGUGGCUUGGUCAGAAUCAGAACUGUAGGAAUAUCCACAAGCUUGGCUUUUUAAUGAGUACCCCAGAAGGUUCACUUGGCCAAGUUAGCUUCCUAGUAUUGCAGUGGCUGAUUCACAAAGGGUAAGGUAAGACAGAACAGCUUCCAUGGACCUGCGUGACACAUGCCUGAAAACCGAGGGAAUUUGAAUCUUGGACUCUAAAAGAAGGGCGUGCAAGGUUACCAUUGAUUUGUAAUAGCAUAUUUCUGCUUUGAAGGAUGUGCCUUCAGUUUGCCCUGGAGUUCAAGUGUCCUUAUGUGCUUCAAAAUGCUAUCCUCUUGGCUCACCUUUUCAGGGUAGGACCCAUGGCUUGUUGCUUUCUUCUAACUCCAGCUAUAGUAGCUGCCACAUAACAUACAUUUUUGUCCAUCAGCAAUGGCAAAACAAGCCGUUUCCUCUUAGAAUCCAGUGUGUGAAGGUAAACUUAGAACCCCAGGGCAUCCAGAUUAUUUUUAAAACUGCGAACAGCUCUCUUGGCCAUAGUUUGUGCAUAGCGUGUUGGGAAGCAUCUAGCCUCAUGGUGAUUUCAGUUCAUUGGCUUGGCAGGGUCAUUCAGCCUGGAUCUCUGGGUCUCCAAGUGCUUGGGGAAUUCAUCACUGUGAAAGAAUGUAUGCUACCAUAGUUGUCAUCAAGAGCUCGAUUCCAUAUAUAUUGUCUCAAGAAAAGGGUGGAUACAGUAAUUAUUUUCAAAGGGCAUACUAGCAUGAGAAGACAUAUGUAUGUAUGUGCAGACAUCAAAAACACAUGGAUUCCUAGCAUAAUUUUCUCAAAAGCAAUUGUCAAGUAACCAGUUAUUUGGAUUCUUCAUUCCAUACGUCAUUCCAGCUACUUGGUUCAGUUUGGAGACUUCUCUGUGUUGUACGAUUUAACCACUUAAGAGAUGUCAUAGAAUUGUCUCUGAGUUUCUGAUAAUAUCACUUGGAUAAUGUCUGAAAUGAACAUCUAUUUCUUCGAAGGCUUUAUCUCUUGCUGCAUAAAAGUCUUGUCAUUUGCCAUGAUUAAUAAGUAAAAGUGGUGUAUUUGACAUGCCUUACUCCACAUAACUCAUUUCCUAAGGAUGUGGAAUUGUUCCUUAGUGUUCUGCUCCCCCCAAAAAGCUGCAAGACCCCUUAAAAAUCCUUAACUAUUCAGCCUGUUUAAGUUUGUUAGACAUGCACUAAUUGUGUUUGAGGGGUUUUUUGUAGUGCAGAAAUCAGAAGGACUACCUUGGUUGUCCAUAGAAAAGUUAAAAAUUCAAAUCAAUUAUUAUUUGCUAAAUUUAUAACACACUCUGCUGAAGGAGCCUAGGGCAGCAUUCACAUCAAAUUCCUGCAAUUGCUACAAGUAAUUUAAUUCUGUAAUGAAAGAGGACAUAGCAGGUUAACUCUUUUCUGUUGUGGGCCCCAUGCUAGGGGGUGGAAGGGGCACUUUGCUGUGCUACUUGUAUACACAUGCCAAGUUUCUGUUUUGUCCCAGUGAAAAUGGAGAGCUCUGUGUUGCAUUGGUUAGUCGAGUAUUUUUUUAAAGCACUUGAAAAAGUCUUGAAGCACUUGAAAAGGUCUGCAGUGUCUGAUACAAACUUUAUGGUCUGAUACAGACUGAUACAAACUUUAUGGGACUAUGAACAUUAACUUUUUAAAAAUUAUUCAUAAUUAGUACACACUGGUUUUUCAAAAAAAUAUUCUGGUCUUGAAAACAGAAGGGGAAGAAAACUGCUACUUUAUAGAAAUUAUGAUGUUGUGCCUUGACACUGCGUUGGUGUUGCCUCACUGUUCUAUAGCUUACAUUGUUUAACCACCUUCCACCCCCCGUUUUUAGUUGGUUGUCCUAUACAGUUAGUGGUACUCCUAGUAUUGAGAAGAAUCAGUUUUCUUAUUUUGCAUCAGAGGAAUUCAGGUUAAAUACUCAAAUAAUAAGGAGCUGAGGAAACUUAAAAAAGAGUGACUUUCCAAGACAAACAUGGCAAGUUAGAAUCCUAGUUUUCCUGGCUUACCUUUAUACUGUUCUAUAUUUGUCAUAGAAGUUCAUUUCUAUGCAAAAGGUUGUGGAUUCUGUAAACUGGUUAGAUGUGGUUUAAGUGCAGAGAAUGGGGAAGGGCUGAAAACAGGCCAUUCAAUAUGAGAAAAGGCUUCUGCAUGUUAUUUCUUCUGAGCCAAUAUCUAUUGUGACCCUCCCCUUUGCUCCCCAUGGUUUUUAUUUUAGUUCUGCCUCCGCCAUCAAGUUAGCAAGACAUCUACAGAGCUGGGAGGGUGUAUGUUUUAAAUUCUGUAAAUUGGUGUCUAUUUCCCACUUUUCCGACGAAGGAAAAAAUUAAGACUGCUAAACCGUUCAGUGUGUUCUGUGGUAUAAGCUAAUAGAUCAACCACUUCUGUGGGCUUUAUCUAUAUUACAUCUUCUUACAAGGAUUUUCUGGUAGACACAACUGUGGUAGAUAGCUGCUAAUGUGAACCUUAGUGCUGUUAAGACCUUUUUAAAAUGUCUGUCUUGACAUUGUCUGCGGUGGCAGCUUUGCUGUCAUAAGUGCUGGAGGAGCUUGAGCGAUCGCAGGGAGUUCCGUUUAGCCGAAAAUUGUCGUGUCUCAGUAGAAUCCUUGGAGUACAAACUGAUACAAAGCCCAUAAAUUCAACCACAACUUAUCUCCUCCUUUCAGGCAGUUGUGUUCUUCACUAAAGAGCCAACGUGCAGAGAUCUUCUCUCUCUCCUUUGCAGAAUGUGCUGAACAAAUUGGUCUGUUAUGUACUAGCAAGCCAUUUGACUCAUAGAUCUCUUAGCUUUAUUUUCUUAAUACCGCUGUCCAGUUUAGUAACAUUGCUGUCCAAUUUUGUAAUCUUAUCAAGAUCUUUUGCAUUAUGCGUGACCUUCUAACCAGCACUGCUUAAGGGAGCUUUAAAAAAGCAACACUUGGCAGUUUGUAGGUCCUAUGGGAUGCCAGACUGGACACGUGAACCAUUGUGCUGUUCUCACUAUCACAUGCAAGUGAGUUGCAUGUAAAUAUAGAAGCUUUAACGGAGUGUGCAUAUCACAUCUUGUAUUGUUUCUGCUGGGUGCAAGCAGACAAUGGGAGCAAUUAUGGAAAACUGGAUACCAUACAGAUUAUAGGUUGUGUGGCAUCCAGCUUUUGGUAGAUUGCUUCAUCUCCAAGCCAGAAGCGGACAUCCCGAUCCCCUUAUGAUUCCCUUAAACAACUCCGAGUGAGCGACGCUUCCCUCUUCUCUUGAAAGUAACAAAUGUAUUCCCUUUAUUUGCGCCACAGUUUUUCUGCAGUGCAUCCCCUAAAAUCCUACAUACAGCCUCUAGAUUCUUUCAAGCCCUAGUACAGAAAUGUGUGGUGAUGCUGAUCAGGCACACAAAUUAUUGUAAAUAAGAUUUUGUUCCGUUUAUUUUGACAUCUUUUUACAAAUUCGUUGCAUUCAGAUGUAAAUAUUUACAACAGUGGUUUUGAUGAAAGGUCUCAGAUUUUUAUUAAAUGUAACAAUUUAUUGAUUGUAAAAAUUGUAUAGAUACGAACAAAAUGGUAUUUUAUUUUAAAAAUGUACAGUUUGUGUACUUUCAUUUUUGCAUACUCUAUAUACUUUCUAGUUCCACUUCCUCUCCCCCUUCCAGGAAAAAAACCCCAAUGCCUGUGAUCCUGUGCUUAAAUCCUGGCUGCAAGUUGCAGCCAAAGUUUAUAAACUGUAAUUUUUUAAAGAAAAAUGUAAAGAAUUUAAAGUCAA
This is a messenger RNA of Podarcis muralis (Common wall lizard), 12199 nucleotides long. RefSeq names its product upstream transcription factor family member 3 (gene USF3). Gene Ontology annotation, molecular function: DNA-binding transcription activator activity, RNA polymerase II-specific; protein dimerization activity; RNA polymerase II transcription regulatory region sequence-specific DNA binding. The record is from RefSeq and is a predicted model, not a curated record. NCBI's taxonomy places the organism in Eukaryota, Metazoa, Chordata, Lepidosauria, Squamata, Lacertidae. Gene Ontology annotation, biological process: negative regulation of epithelial to mesenchymal transition; positive regulation of transcription by RNA polymerase II.